AUGUCAAAAAAUACUGGCGAAUGCUGUCCACCGCAAUCCACCUCCAAUCCGUCCAAGCCUAAUGUCCCUCACACCGUAUCCGACCCUACGGGAUACGAGUAUAAAGGGAGAUUUGAGAGUGUUGGCGAUUAUGAAAAGGUCUACGUGACGGGUCCCGAUGAUGCCAAGCACGCUUUGGUCGUUAUAUAUGACAUCUUUGGGUUCGGGGAUACGACCAUAAGAGGCAAACCUUUCCCCAAGGAUCAAGAUGGUAACAAGGAGGAGCUUAAGAAGUUCUUUGCUGGGACUCUGAAGAGAGAUCAUGGAAUUAACAGAGUAUCGAUCCUCGGAUACUGCUGGGGUGGUAAACUUGCCUUCCUCUCGCUCACAUCUGGAACGCCAUUCUGCUGUGGUGCUGUCAUUCAUCCCGCUAUGAUUGCACCUGAAGAUGGAGAGAACUUGACUGUUCCAUUUGGUUUUUACCCCAAUGUAGUUGAGAAGAUAGAAGAAGCUAUAAAGUCUAAACCAUUUGCUAGCAAAUCGGAUUAUCACUUGUAUGAUACCGUUCAUCAUGGUUGGGCAGCUGCUCGAGCUGAUCUCAAAGACCCGGAGAACCUCAAGCAAUACGAGGACGUGUACCAGAGAACUGCAGAUUACUUUGCCAAAGUUAAGUGCUGA
Molecule: messenger RNA, 657 nt
Organism: Kwoniella botswanensis
Lineage: Eukaryota; Fungi; Basidiomycota; Tremellomycetes; Tremellales; Cryptococcaceae
Exons: 9
Coding region: 1-657 (218 amino acids)
Source: RefSeq, a predicted model, not a curated record